Molecule: messenger RNA, 698 nt
Organism: Bombus pascuorum
Lineage: Eukaryota; Metazoa; Arthropoda; Insecta; Hymenoptera; Apidae
Exons: 3
Coding region: 1-633 (210 amino acids)
Source: RefSeq, a predicted model, not a curated record
AUGGACCUAAUACAGCAGGAAAUUACCAGCAUCUCGUGGAUGGAACAAAAGUUAAGACAACCGAGGAAGUUUCUUGGAUUCUAUCACGCCAACCUCGUCGUCUCCAAAACUCUCUUUUAUUUUCCUCAGUUACUCCCGAAGACUUACCUCUCCACUCCUGUUGCCUUUCCUUUUUCAUCGAGAUCCUGUGGGAUCCUGGGUACCUCGGCUGCUAUUCAUAGAAUCACGGAAAGCAGAGAAAUUUUGUCGCGAAUCAUGCAGGAGGAAUGCUGCUGGUUCGCCACUCAAUCCAGAUGUUCCAGGAUUUCGGAUGACGUCGUGAAUUGCACGGCUUUUCUGGAUUGCUCUCAUCACGCAAGAAAUAAAGAGUGGUACUAUCAAAACAAAACGAUGACCCAUCCGUCGGAAGAGCUGCGUCAACGAGAGAAUUAUGACUCUUUCGUCAGCGAAAGAGGUGAUGGAAGUUAUGUAAUAAUCGGUACAUCUGCCGAUGGAAAUCGAAACAACAGCAGUGGUACCGAGGACGAUGAAUUUGCUAAUGAAACUCGUAAGCAAAUGACUUUGAAGGUGGAGAACACUGGCCCUUCGAAACAUUCGAGCUUUACUUCCGAGAAGAAUGAUGGAAACGUUUGACAAGAUUACUUCUUCAUAACGUUUUAUAAAGAAAUAUCAAUCUUUAUUGGUAAGAGUGACAUUUC